Molecule: messenger RNA, 858 nt
Organism: Nerophis lumbriciformis (worm pipefish)
Lineage: Eukaryota; Metazoa; Chordata; Actinopteri; Syngnathiformes; Syngnathidae
Product: saxitoxin and tetrodotoxin-binding protein 2-like
Source: RefSeq, a predicted model, not a curated record
CCUGGUGGCAGCCCACUGUUACACAACACAUCUUUGGAGGGGGUAUCUUGCAGGCAGGCCUCCUUGACAUCAGUGUGCUGCUGCGCCAUCUUCACUCAGUCAUGUCUGCACAGUUGGUCGUCGUUCUGCUGGCCCUCACCUCCUUGUGUGCCGCUGCAUCACCGGAACAUGACUGCGAAGAUCUGGUGAAGCCUCUUUUACUGGACAACCACAGCCCUAUCUUCGGGAAAUGGGUCCUCCAUGUGGGCUCAUGGGACACGCCGGGCCUGAAGAACGACCUGGUGGUCGUGAACACAUCGUGGAUUGAACUGUCUGCAUCCUCACGGAGCGACAUCAUCUCCCUCUACUGGGGUGACCGCCUGAAUGAUGAUAAAUGUCUUCAGGGAUCAGCUGACGUCACCGUGACUGGCAUGACCAGUAACGCCACCUACAACAUCCACAACCACACUUCCUAUCACGAGGGCAAGUACUACGAGACCUGCGCCGAGUGCCUCCUGUCCGAAGACACCACACUCCUGCCGGACGGAAAAUCUUUGGGCCGAUAUCUUUUCCUCUUUACCCGAACUGGUAAACUGGAGCCUUCUGAGUUGGACACCUUCAAGAAGCAAGCGGCCUGUCUUAAUUUCCCCGAUGAGUACUACUUUAUGGGCACACACCUGUGCCCUGACAACAGAAAGACUGAGACUCCUGCCUCUGCAAACUAGAACUUGAAACAUGCACGUGCAGAGGAGCAAAUGUCUUACUAACCCAGGGUGUCCUUAAAUGUCCCCUUGUGCUGGGGGAUAACUAAACAUGGAAUAAUGUUUAGGUCGGAACAAAAAUUAGUUGAAUAGACAAAAUAAAACAUUAUUCACUUCU